Fusarium vanettenii 77-13-4 is the source of this 660-nucleotide messenger RNA. RefSeq lists its product as uncharacterized. The record is from RefSeq and is a predicted model, not a curated record. Bases 1 to 660 code for a protein of 219 amino acids. The transcript is spliced from 3 exons. Lineage: Eukaryota; Fungi; Ascomycota; Sordariomycetes; Hypocreales; Nectriaceae.
AUGUUAAUGCUGGUAUAUGGGCUACUGGCGGCUGUUGCCGUCGCUAUGCCGCUUAUUGAGGUGCAUCAAUCAGAGCCGGCUCUGUUACCGAAGCUUGAAGCAAAGAGGCAAUUUACAAUCCGAACGAAUCCUCCCCUCGAGCGACGAGCCAAUAGGCUUAUACCGGUGGUGGUUGGCGGUCCCCAAGACACGUUUGUUCCCAACCUGAUCAGGGCCGCGGUUGGCGACGUGAUCCAAUUCCAGUUCAGCUCAGGGAACCACACAGUCACUCAGAGUGCCGAGGAUGCCCCAUGUCAACCGUUGCAGGCGACGGUGGCUGGAGCCAUUCAUAGCGGGCACAUCCCGUUUGAGGCUGGGCAGACUACAGUCGGGACAUUUAAUUUGCCCUUGACCAGCACGGAUCCCAUCUAUCUCUAUUGCGCGACUGGUCCCCAUUGUCAAAAUGGCCAAGUCAUGGCAAUCAAUCCGCCAAACGAGGCCUCGUUGGUCAACUACUCGAAGAUCUCAGGGGAAGCAUCAGCCAACGUCGAUGGUACCGAAGUAUCUGGAGGAACUGUGGGAGAGAUCCCAUUGGAAGGGGCAGCCUUUACCCCUGCCAAGGAGGAAGAAGCACCGCCGCCUCCGCCUGUUGAAGCUACGCCUUCGGCAACACCCGCUUAA